GAUCAAGUAGAGUGCCUUGACGAAGAAGAAAACACAAAACAAAAAGAAAGAGAAAUGGGAUUCUUUUUUGAAGAGAACUUAAGCUUUAACCCUAAACUUGCCUCUAACGUUAAUUAUGACGACAACCAGUUAGGUUUGAUGGCCGUGAGACUUGCCAACGCCGCUGCAUUUCCAAUGGUUCUCAAAGCUGCCCUCGAGCUCGGUGUCUUUGACACUCUUUACGCCGAAUCCUCUACCACCGACUCGUUCCUAUCAUCCUUUGAGAUAGCGAGUAAGCUACCAAAUACACCUCGUAACCCUGAAGCGCCGGUUUUGUUGGAUCGCAUGCUUCGUCUACUCGCUAGCUAUUCCAUGGUCAAGUGCGGUAAGGUCUCUGAAGAAAGGGGCGAGAGGGUUUAUAGAGCCGAGCCGAUAUGCAGGUUCUUCUUGAAGGAUAACAUUCAAGAAAUGGGAUCCCUGGCUUCUCAAGUCAUUGUCAAUUUCGAUAGCGUCUUCCUUAAUACUUGGUUACAAUUAAAAGAUGUGGUGUUAGAAGGAGGAGAUGCCUUUGGCCGCGCACAUGGUGGCACGAAACUCUUCGACUAUAUGGGUACAGAUGAGAGAUUUAGCAAACUCUUUAACCAAACCGGAUUUACCAUCGCGGUCGUGAAGAAGGCUCUUGAAGUCUAUGAAGGCUUCAAAGGUGUGAAUGUUUUGGUUGAUGUGGGAGGAGGAGUUGGUAACACUCUUGGUAUUGUUACUUCAAAGUAUCCCAAUAUCAAGGGUAUCAAUUUUGAUCUAACUUGUGCCUUGGCACAAGCACCUUCUAUCCCUGGAGUGGAACAUGUUGCCGGAGAUAUGUUUGUAGAUGUCCCAACCGGAGAUGCCAUGAUCUUGAAACGUAUACUUCAUGAUUGGACCGACGAAGACUGCAUCAAGAUUCUCAAGAAUUGCUGGAAAUCACUACCAGAGAACGGUAAAGUCGUUGUCAUAGAGUUAGUCACUCCUGAUGAUGCGGAGAAUGGAGACAUCAACGCAAACAUUGCCUUUGACAUGGACAUGUUGAUGUUCACUCAAUGUUCGGGCGGAAAAGAGAGGUCACGAGGUGAGUUUGAAGCUUUGGCUACAGCUUCUGGCUUCACCCAUUGCAAGUUCGUUUGCCAAGCUUAUCACUGCUGGAUCAUUGAGUUCUGUAAAUAA
This is a messenger RNA of Capsella rubella, 1179 nucleotides long. Its product is annotated as indole glucosinolate O-methyltransferase 1. Gene Ontology annotation, molecular function: S-adenosylmethionine-dependent methyltransferase activity; O-methyltransferase activity; protein dimerization activity. The transcript has 3 exons. The record is from RefSeq and is a predicted model, not a curated record. Gene Ontology annotation, biological process: methylation. The coding region runs from base 55 to 1179 and encodes 374 amino acids. Lineage: Eukaryota; Viridiplantae; Streptophyta; Magnoliopsida; Brassicales; Brassicaceae.